Messenger RNA from Arachis ipaensis, 2742 nucleotides. Its product is annotated as G-type lectin S-receptor-like serine/threonine-protein kinase At4g27290. Gene Ontology annotation, cellular component: plasma membrane. The record is from RefSeq and is a predicted model, not a curated record. Lineage: Eukaryota; Viridiplantae; Streptophyta; Magnoliopsida; Fabales; Fabaceae. Gene Ontology annotation, molecular function: ATP binding; protein serine/threonine kinase activity. Gene Ontology annotation, biological process: protein phosphorylation; recognition of pollen.
CGUUGUUAAAAUACCCACAUAUUAUAUGUGUUGAAGAAAUAUCAUAUGUCAAAUCAUUUUGUGAUUAACGGUAUAUCAGUAUAUGUUAUAUUAUCUCUUUUGAGCACCCUCGCAAAUUAAAGGGGCCAUCACAAUUCACGAACAAUGGGAAACUUCAUUAUUACUAUUAUACCAAUUAUCAGUUUCUACCUUCUUCUCUUUCAAAUCUUCCAAACAAUUGCAGAAACUGAUACCAUCACUCACUUCCAGUCUCUAAGUAAAAACCAGACCUUAGUUUCCAAGACCGGACAAUUUGAGCUUGGUUUCUUCACUCUUGAUAAUUCCACCAACCGUUAUUACCUUGGCAUAUGGUACAAAAAUAUCCCAGGUCAAACCAUUGUAUGGGUCGCAAACCGCGAAAAACCCGCCACCAAACCCAACUCUCUUCUAUUGAUCAUAAACAACACAACAGAGAACACACUACUCCUUAGUCAAGACAACAAUACUGUUCUAUGGUCUGUGAGCGUAUCAACAAAACCCAAGAAUCCAAUCCUGCAGCUCUUGGAUUCAGGGAACCUUGUUCUGACGGAAGAAAAGAAUUAUCUAUGGCAAAGCUUUGAUUACCCUGGUGAUACACUCUUGCCAGGGAUGAAGCUUGGUAAGGAUUUGAAGACUGGUUUGGAUAGGCGCGUAACUGCGUGGAAGAAUAACAAAGAUCCUUCGCCAGGAACGUUAAAUUGGGGAAUGGAUGUGACUAAGUGGCCAGAACCAAUGCAGAGAAUAGGAUCAAUGAAACAGUUCAACUCUGGACCGUGGAUUGGAGUGGGUUAUGGUAGCAAACCAACCAUAAAGCGCCAAGCAUUUUUCAGCUUAGUUUUUGUCUCCAAUGAGGAUGAAGUCUACUUCGCAUUCCACCUUGAUAACAACUCAGUUCCCGUGAGGAUGGUGUUGGAUCAAGCCACCUACAAGCGUCUGUAUUUUGUUUGGAUUGAUUCUGACCAACAAUGGCAGGUCUAUGUUUCCCUGCCAAGAGACUCUUGCGAGCGAUAUAGUGUUUGUGGUCCUAAUUCCAAUUGUGAUUGGAACACGUCCGCAGUUGAUGCUUGUGCUUGUUUGAGAGGGUUCAGGCCUAACAGCGCAGGAGGUUGCUUGCGCGACAAGCUGCUACAAUGUGAAAGUGAUGAGUUUGUUAAGUAUGAGAAGAUGAAAGUGCCGGACACUGAGAAUUGUUGGUACUUGAAUCAGAGCAUGAACCUUGUUGACUGCAGAGACAAAUGCUUGAGGAAUUGUUCCUGUGUUGCUUAUGCGAAUUCGGAUAUUAGAGGUGAAGGUAGUGGUUGUGCUUUGUGGUUUGGUGAUCUUAAUGACUUGAGGAUUCUACCAGAUGCAGGCCAAGAUCUUUAUAUUAGAGUUCCUGCUUCAGAGUUAGAGACAAACAACGGACGCAAGGUCAAAAUAGGAGUUGCAGUUGGAGUCACAAUUGGCGUAUUAUGUGGCCUUCUCUUAGUUUUGUGUUUGAUAUGGAAAAGAAGGAAAAGGGCCAUUCUGAAAGAUAAUGUAGAGGCUAUUGUAGCAUUCGUGGAUCAUUCCGAGGAAGACACAGAGGUUCAAUUCUAUGACCUAUCAGUUAUAGCUUCUUCCACAGAUAACUUUUCUGAUAAAAACAAGCUUGGAGAAGGUGGUUUUGGACCUGUCUUCAUGGGAACAUUGGAAAAUGGACAAAGAAUAGCAGUUAAGAGGCUUUCAACUGGUUCUGGACAAGGGGCCGAGGAAUUUAAGAAUGAAAUUGCAUUGAUUGCUAAACUUCAGCAUCGUAAUCUUGUCAAACUAAAAGGAUAUUGCAUUCAGAAUGAAGAGAAAUUACUUAUAUAUGAAUACAUGCCUAAUAAGAGUUUGGAUUUCUUUAUAUUUGUAGAUCAAACACAAAGAAUGCUUUUGGAUUGGCCUACAAGAUUCGAUAUAAUAUGUGGGAUAGCGAGAGGCCUUCUUUAUCUUCACCAAGAUUCAAGACUUAGAAUUAUUCAUAGAGAUCUCAAAGCAAGUAAUGUUUUACUUGACGAUAAGAUGAAUCCAAAGAUCUCAGAUUUCGGUUUAGCUAGAAUCUUGGGAGAAGACAAGACUGCAGAAAUUACGCAUCGCAUUGUUGGAACAUAUGGAUAUAUAGCACCGGAAUAUGCAAUUGAUGGAAACUGCUCAGUAAAAUCAGACGUUUAUAGCUUCGGUGUUCUCUUGUUGGAGAUAGUAUCAGGAAAGAAAAACACAGGAGGCCAUGAAAAAGAAAAUACAAACCUUACUGGAUACGCAUGGAAUUUGUGGAUGGAAGGGAGGCCUUUAGACUUGAUUAGUGAAGACCUAAAAGAAUCUUGCAAUGGCUCUGAAGCAUUGCGAUGCAUUCAAAUUAGUUUUCUGUGUCUCCAACAGAAUCCACAUGAGAGACCAAGCAUGUCAUCUGUGGUUAUGAUGUUAGGUAGUGAAAUUUGCUUGCCUCAGCCAAAACAACCAGCUCUUUUUGUUCGAGAAUAUUCUUCACCAAAUAAGAGUAAUUUAUUUUCUACUAAUGAAUUAAGUAUGUCCAUUUUAGAACCACGUUAGAAUUGCUUAAAAAUUUGUAACAUAUAUACUGCAUAUGUCUUAGCAAAAUAUGAACAGAUUAUUAAAUGACUUGCUAAUGUUAAUUAUGAGACAAUCUGAUAGUUAAUUGUCAUGUGUAAUAUUGUUAUGAAGGGUGCUUGAUUGAUAAUAUCUUCUAUAAGAUUUUUGACA